AUGAGACGAUCAUCAAGAUCAACUAAAGGUCAACACACCAAGAGAUAUGCAGAUGAUGUCACCUACACCACAGAAGAAGGACCAUCCCUCAAGAAAUCCAAACUAGAUAAUAAUGACGAAGAAGAUGUUGCUUCUGGUAGUGAUGAAGAUUAUAGUAAUGAGGUAGUUAGAUGUAAUCCAUGUGGAACUAAUCAAGAUAAUUAUAAUGAAGAUACUGAUGAAGGUGGGACAUUCAUUCAAUGUGAUGUAUGUAAUUCAUGGCAGCAUGCAAAAUGUAUGGGAUUUGAUGAUGAAGCAUUGCCUGAGAAUUAUGUUUGUGAUGUUUGUCAACAAGAAGGAGAAGUUGUUAAAGAGAAGGUGAAUGGAAAUGAUGAUGGCAUACAAGAGGUAAAGAAGGAUACGAAUGGAAGCGGAAGUAAAAAGAAUGGAAAUGGAAGUAGCAAGUUAAAUACGAAUGGAAAUGGGAAGAAAGAUAGUAAUGAGAAGGUAAAUUCACUUGAAGGAUUAAAAGAUAUUACAAGAAUUAGUACUGCUAAGGCUUUCUUUAAUUUCUUUAAACGUUCUUUGCCAAGCGAUGAUUCAAUUAAAGAAGAAGAUAAAAUUAAACAAGCAACUGAGUGGUCAUUAGAAAUUGAAGAUAUUAUGUUUAGAGAAUUCCCGGGGAAUAAAUUAUAUACAUCAGAAGGAAGAAGAAUUUUAUUUUUAUUAAAGAAAUAUUUUAUGAAAGAUCUUAUAUCAGGUACAAUUAAUUUUGAAGAUAUUGUUAAGAAAUCACCUAAGGAGAUCAAUCAAGAUAUUGAAAGAGUUGAAUUACAAAAUAAACAAAAUAUAAAGAAUAUAAUCUUGACUGAAAAUAAUCCAACUCAUGAAAUUAUAAGAAGAACUCAUAAGGGGGAUAUCAUAAAGGAAAAUGAAAACGAGGAUGAAAUUGAUGAAAUUGAUGCUAGUAUAACUACGAGGAAAGUAGAUCAUCGUAGAUUUUCAGUUGAAGAUGAUACUCAUAAUUCAAGUAAUAAUAACAAUACUUCUUCUAUUCAAUCUAAUGAAUUCUUUAUUAAACCAAAAAUCUUGUCUAGUAGUAUAGAACAAAAUACGUACAAUAAUCUUAAUCCUCGUAUCGAUGAUGAUGACGAUGAUGAUGAUAAUGAUGACGACGACGUGAAUGACAGGUAUGUACUGGACGAUGAUAGCCAACAACAUGUACACCCACCAAUCUCCCCAGAACAAGAACUCAAAAGAAUCCCAGAUUCACCAGCCACCCUGAAAUCAUCCACUAGCGAACUAGAACAUGUCGCUCAUUCCCCCAAAGAAGAAGAAUUAUAUCCAAUUUUAGGCAACAUAUCCCCCACGUUAGAAUUAUCUCAAAUUUGGUCAGGAACGAUUACAUUCCCAUCUUUUGCUGAAUUUAAAGCCAUUGGUAAAUUUUAUAAUUGUACUCAUAGACAAAUGACAAGUAUAGAUGUUUGUAGAGAUAUCCUUAAUCUCCUGAAAUAUAACAUUGAAGGUAGAUUAGAUCGACGGGUUGCUGAUUCUUAUUUAGAUAAAGUAUUACGAUCUAGAGAUUUAUAUUUCAUUGAAAUUGAACCAGCACAACUUGGAGAUAAAGUACAAUAUGAUAGAUUGUAUGAAUAUUUAAGUCAAGAUGGGAAAGUCGGAGUAUUGAGUGGGAAACCAAAGUUUGUUAAGGAUAGUUAUUUAAUGGCUAUUGAUUUUAGAGAUGAUAGAUUGAUGGGAUAUUUAAGACAACAUAAAUUAGAUAUGAGAAUUGGAUUGUUUGCUGUAUUUGUUGUUCAAAGAGGAUAUGGCGUUACUAGUAUUGCUAGUACUAGUAUUACUACUAAUAGUAAUAGUAAUACUAGAGAGUCUAGUAUUAGUGACAAUGGAGAGUCUAGUAUUAGUGAUAAUAGACCAUCAUUUGAAUCAAUUAUGAAUCAAUUAAGAUGA
Messenger RNA from Hemisphaericaspora subhashii, 1944 nucleotides. RefSeq lists its product as uncharacterized. Gene Ontology annotation, biological process: negative regulation of silent mating-type cassette heterochromatin formation; negative regulation of rDNA heterochromatin formation. The coding region runs from base 1 to 1944 and encodes 647 amino acids. The transcript has a single exon. Gene Ontology annotation, cellular component: Rpd3L complex; Rpd3L-Expanded complex. The record is from RefSeq and is a predicted model, not a curated record. NCBI's taxonomy places the organism in Eukaryota, Fungi, Ascomycota, Pichiomycetes, Serinales, Debaryomycetaceae.